AUGGCCAGCACAGAGAAACUAUUCACUUCGCUUAAAAUCGCCAACGGGCGUAUUGAGCUUAAACACAGAGUCAUCAUGGCACCGAUGACUCGAAAUAGGGGUGUGCCGCUUGCAGAUGGCACCUCCGAACAUCCAAACCGGACAUGGCUUCCGGACGAUCUUGUCGCUCUAUACUAUGGGCAACGGGCAUCCUCCGGUGGCCUUUUGAUCACGGAGGGUAUCCCUCCUUCGAUCGAAGCAAGUGGCAUGCCGAAUGUCCCUGGGUUGUUCGAUAAAUCGCAAGUCCCUGGUUGGAGAAAGGUUGUCGAGGCAGUACAUGCGAAGGGCGGAUACAUCUAUGCUCAACUCUGGCACGCAGGACGGGCAACUGUUCCGCAAUUCUCCGGGGCCGGACCAUUUAGUUCCUCAUCCAUUGCGUGGGAUGAUGAUGAAAAGUUUCCGUUCCGGACUCCUUUCACAAAAGAGAAGAUUGCAUACCGAGAUCAUCCGCCCAUUGCUAUGAGCCAGGACCAGAUCAGGAAAACAAUUGACGAUUUUGUUGCUGCCGCCAAGUUAGCUAUCGACAUUGGCUUUGAUGGUGUUGAGAUCAAUGGCGGUAACGGUAAUCUGCUUGACCAAUUUCUUCAUUCCAAUAUCAACACGCGCACCGACGAAUAUGGCGGGUCUCCGGAGAGGCGUAGCAAGUUUGUACUGGAGCUUAUCACGGCUUUAGCAGACGCCAUUGGUGCCUCCAACAUCGGCAUUCGUUUGGAGCCGACUGGCCUCUAUCAACACACACGAGGCAUAGAGCGUGUUGAGACAUGGUCGUACCUAUGCCGACAGCUUGCUGACACUUAUCAAGGAGACAAGAAGCUAUCCUAUGUGCAUUUCAUUGAGCCACGUUUUGACCGCAUCGGCUCCGAGAAUGAGAAGGAUGGCUUUUACCAGUCCUGGAGUCUCCCGGAAGUUUCAAAUGAGCCUUUCCGGAAGAUCCUAGCGAACAAGUCCAUCCCAGUGUUUUCAUGUGGUGGCUGGGAUGACAAGAACGCUGGAGAAGCCUCAGAAAAGGGUUGGGAUGGUGUUGUGUUUGCGAAGUGGUUUACAAGUAACCCGGAUCUGCCGGAAAGGAUACUUAAAGGCCAGCCUCUGACCGAAUAUGAUCGGAGCAGGUUCUACGGUUCUUGGGACGGUAUUAGAGAGAAUGGCUAUACGAAUUACCUUCCAUUUGGGGAGGAAAAAGAGAAGAAGAUAGAGCAAGAAAAGAAGAUACCCUCGUAA
This is a messenger RNA of Truncatella angustata, 1257 nucleotides long. RefSeq lists its product as uncharacterized. The coding region runs from base 1 to 1257 and encodes 418 amino acids. Gene Ontology annotation, molecular function: FMN binding; oxidoreductase activity. The transcript has 3 exons. The record is from RefSeq and is a predicted model, not a curated record. Lineage: Eukaryota; Fungi; Ascomycota; Sordariomycetes; Amphisphaeriales; Sporocadaceae.